AUGGCGGCAUGUCGCCGCUCGAGCACGCGCUGCGCUGCACUCCUGCGCAGCGAGGCCCACUACCGCGCGACGACACCCCACUAUCCGUAUGACGAGCACCUGCGCGCCGAGCUCAACAUGGCCGACGCAGCGUUCGGCAAGCGGCUCUUCCGCCAGGCCCUCGGGAGCGACCCGGCUGCCGCGCUGCGGUACCUAAACCAGUUUGUCAAUAGCGAUGGCCGGUACAACCUCACAUUCAAGGACCUCAACGCGAUCUACGGCAAGUACCACAUCAAGAGCUCGGUCUUGUACUCGGUGCUCAACGGCCGCAUCCUCGCGUACGUGUCCCUGGCAUCUCUGUGUGGCUCGGUCAUUACAAAGACACGUGUCUUGCCGCCGUCACGCGCGACGGCCGGCGCGACCAGCCGCAUGCAAGCUUCGCGCCGAGACACGAGUCGCGCGUCGACGCCCGAGAUGUCGAACGCGGCCGCACCGCUGGUCGUUCUGGACGCGCAAGCGCAUGAUGCCGUGGCGCUCACGAUGCUAGAUAACGUGGCGUCGCUCCCAGCGUCGUCGCAGCUGCGCCACGCCUACAUCAACGUUGCAUGA
Saprolegnia diclina VS20 is the source of this 588-nucleotide messenger RNA. RefSeq lists its product as hypothetical. The transcript has 4 exons. The coding region runs from base 1 to 588 and encodes 195 amino acids. Lineage: Eukaryota; Oomycota; Saprolegniomycetes; Saprolegniales; Saprolegniaceae. The record is from RefSeq and is a predicted model, not a curated record.